Choloepus didactylus (southern two-toed sloth) is the source of this 1777-nucleotide messenger RNA. It is a transcript of the gene PARPBP, whose product is annotated as PARP1 binding protein. The coding region runs from base 1 to 1740 and encodes 579 amino acids. Gene Ontology annotation, biological process: negative regulation of double-strand break repair via homologous recombination. Gene Ontology annotation, cellular component: chromatin. The record is from RefSeq and is a predicted model, not a curated record. The transcript is spliced from 10 exons. NCBI's taxonomy places the organism in Eukaryota, Metazoa, Chordata, Mammalia, Pilosa, Megalonychidae.
AUGGCUGUGCUUCAUCAGAAGUCUGUCUUGGAAAUGAUUAAAGAGUUUAGAAGGAACUGGCACACUCUUUGUAACUCUGAGAGAACUACUGUAUGUGGGGCAGACUCCAUGCUCUUGACAUUGCAACUUUCCAUGGCAGAGAACAACAAACAGCACAAUGGAGAAUUUACAGUUUUUCUCAGUGAUGUGUUAUUGACUUGGAAGUACUUUCUACAUGAGAAAUUGAACUUACCACUGGAAAAUAUGGAAGUGAUUGACCAUUAUGAGGAAAUCAGGAAGACCUAUGAUGAUUUUUUGAAGAAUAGUAAUAUGGUAGAUCUGAUUGAUGUUUAUCAAAAAUAUGGGGUUUUGACUUCUAGUUGUGAAAAGGAUGACAAUAUAUCCCCUAGUCAACUACGGGAUUUUCUGUCUGGCAGACAGUAUGCAGUAAAUGAUGAAACUGAUUUUUGUGUACCGACAUCGCCAACAAGUAAACACAAUGAGGAUAAUGGAAAGGUGCGGUUACUAGCAAAGAAAAUUAUCUAUUCAUAUUUAAAUCUGCUAGUGAAUUCAAAGAAUGACCUGGCUUUGGCUCGUAUUCUCAAUAUCCCUGAUAGAGGACUUGGAAGAAAAGCCUUCACAGACUUGAAACAUGCUGCUCGAGAGAAACAGAUGUCUAUCUUUUUGGUGGCCACAUCAUUCAUUCGCACAAUAGAGCUUGGAGGAAAAGGAUAUGCACCAUCACCAUCUGAUCCUUUAAGGGCACAUAUAAAGGGACUGUCUAAUUUUAUUAAUUUUGUUGACAAAUUAGAUGAGAUUCUUGGAGAAAUACCAAAUCCAAGCAUUGCAGGAAGUCGGAUACUCUCAUUGAUAAAGAUGCAGCUGAUUAAAGGCCAGAACAGCAGGGAUCCUUUCUAUAAAGCAGUAGAAGAAGUUGCUCAGGAUUUGGAUUUGAGGAUUAAAAAUAUUAUCUAUUCUCAACAAGGAGUUGUAGCUGUUAGCACCACUGACAUCAGUCCUGCACGGCCAAAAUCAUAUGCCAUAAACCAUGGUACUGCAUACUGUGGUAGAGAUACUGUAAAAACUUUACUAGUUCUUUUGGAUGAAGAAGCAGCCAAUGUUCCCACCCAAAACAAAGCAGAACUUUUGUAUGAUGAUGAAAAUACAGUUCAUGAUAGUGGAACUUCUAUUCUUAAACUUUUCAGGUCUCCCACACAAGUAAAACAUCCAUCAGUCAAACCCCUAAGAGAACGCAUCCAAAAGUCAAUGCAAGAGAGAAAAAGUAAGAUGAAGCAAACCUUAAUAAGAUCCCAGUUUGCUUGUACUUAUAAAGAUGACUGCAUGAUAAGCAAGGAUAAAUGGAAUAGCGAUAAUUCUGCAUCAAAGCCUUUAUUUGUUCCUCACAUAGAAAAUGGCCUUUCUGGUAUAAAUUCAUCUGUUGGAACAACAGCAGUUGGAACAAGUUCUGAAAAUGUUCAUCCGGAUAGAAGUAAAAAUGAAAAAAUAUUGGGAAAAUCAAGAAGUCAGAAAGGGAAUAAGAGCCCAAAAAGGAAACAGUUGGAUUUGGAUGGUGAAAAUAUUAUCUCUGAUAAUGGAAAUGAACUGCCUCAACAUAAAAAUGCUAAAAUACUUGAGGCACCAGACAAAUCACAGAAUAAACUGAAUGGCAAACUAGCUAGAGUAGAAAAAGGCAACAAAUGUACUUCCAAGGACAAAGUGCUUGCUGGUCAGACAAAGUUAACUCAGUAUUUUAGACUAUGAAUUUGCCUUUUAUUGCUUUAGAUUUAUUUAUAUCUAA